GGGAGGAAGGCCAGAUGUCGCUCAGAUUAAAAAGGACCAAAAAAUAAAGAGAAAAGAAAAGAAAAGCUGGCCUGGGUUCAAGUCUCCCCAGCUUUACUGAGAUGAAUCAGAUGCAACCCCAUCCUCUAGGGUCUCACAGGCCAGAGGCGACAUCUUUUCAUAGACAGAAGAGGACCUCGCAGGAGCAGGAAAGAGAGCGAAGCCAGAGGCUGGCGACCGUGGGCAGAAGUAGGGGCAUCUCAGAGGCUGUACACCCAGACUGAGAGCCCUGUUUGGCACGGGGCGGGCAGGCCAGGCGAGAGGAGAAAGGUCUCUGCCUCUCAGUCUCUGAAGGACUGCCUGGCGCUGGGAUGCAACAGUGGACCAGUAGGUGGAAAACAAAGGGUCAGACUUGGAUUUUGCUGAUGAGAGCAACCCAGGAUCAAUGCCUGCAUGCUGCAGGCGCUGGGCAUUGUUUCUCUGGAUACCCUCCACUGCACCGUGAGAAAGGAAUUAUUGAUCCUGUUUUGCAGAGGAGGAAACGAAGGUUCAGAGAGAUGAGAAAUCUUGGACAGGGUUACGAAGAGCUAGACUUCAAACCCAAGUUUUUCUUUUUCUUUUGGCUUUUCAGGACCAAACCUGUGGCAUAUGGAAGUUCCCAGGCUAGGGGUGGAAUCAGAGCUGUAGCUGCUGGCUUAGGCCACAGCAACACGGAAUCCAAGCUGCGUCUGUGACCUACCCCACUGCCGCUCACAGCAGCACCGGAUCCUUAACCCCCUGAGUGAGGCCGGGAUGGAAUCCGCCUCCUCAUGGGUAACAGUCGGGUUCGUUUCCGCUGCGCCACAACAGGACCUCCAAAAACCCGGGUUUUUCCGACUCUUAAGCUUGUGCCCCGAACCACCUCUCCUUGCUUCCUCUCUUCAGGAAACACUGGCAGUGAGAACCAGCUCACAGUGUGGGGGAAGGAGCUUCCCAAGACAGGGCAGAGGGUGACAGAGUGGUGCUUUGGCAGAGUGCCUGUCACUUAGUCAGUGCUCUGCCAUCUGCAGUUGUCAUAACAUUUUAUCAUGCAUCUGUCUUCUCACCUGGAGCGUGGGACAGUCCUCCUGGAUUCAAGGACAUGCUGCGAGCUGUGGGGUCAAUGCAGAUGGCAUUUAUGCCACGCAAAGGCCAGCCCAGCCCUGCAGGCGUAGGGAGACACAUCCAGUUCCCAGGAUCAGGGGAAGCUGGGUGACAGCCUCAAUCCAUCAAUGAUAACCGCAGUCCAGCCAAACUUUAUGGGCCCAGGAGGUACUUAAGUGUUGUUGGGUGAAGGCUAGCCCAGUUCCCCUUCCUUGGCACAGGCUGCUGCCCAGAUCAGGUAGGUUGGUGGGGGGUGGGGGGGAGCACCCUGGCCUUGAGAGACCAGUUAUCAGCUUCCAGAGCAAGACCCCAAGGUGGUGGAGUCUGGGCUAGAGUCGGACCUCCUUUUUUCAGCAGUUCAUGACCGGGACUCUCAGCCCUGCAAGAGGAAGAGGCGCCUGGGGAAGCCUCAUGCAUGAGAGAGUGUAGAUCUCAGCUCCCCCUUCGCCCGCCCCGUCCUGGCUUCACCCAAGCACCACCGGGUUCCAGGCUGUGGGCGUGCUCAGUCUGCUCUGCAGCUUCCUCCCCUUGUCUCCUGACACAGGAGGAUACUGGGCUGGGGCGGGGGGACCAGCGUUGAGCUACGGUUGCCUGGGGACCUAAGCUUGGUGUGGAGAAGGCCAGCUAAGGAGAAGGCUUGCUGGGGGAGAAGGACAGCCCUGGGGGCAGCUCUUGCGACCUUUUGCCACAGGCGCCCCGCACCAUGACGGUCUCAUAUACCCUCAAAGUGGCAGAGGCCCGCUUCGGAAGCUUCUCUGGCCUGCUUCUCCGCUGGAGGGGGAGCAUCUACAAGCUCCUCUACAAGGAGUUCCUCCUCUUCGUCGCCCUGUAUGCUCUGCUCAGCAUCACCUACCGGCUGCUGCUGACCCAAGAGCAAAGGCAAGUGUACGCUCAGGUGGCCCGAUACUGCAACCGCUCCGCAGACCUCAUCCCCUUGUCCUUUGUCCUGGGUUUCUACGUGACCUUGGUGGUGAACCGCUGGUGGGCCCAGUACACAAGCAUCCCGCUGCCAGACCAGCUGAUGUGCGUCAUCUCGGCCAGCGUGCACGGGGUGGACGAGCGCGGCCGCCUGCUGCGCCGCACCCUCAUCCGCUACGCCAACCUGGCCUCGGUGCUGGUGCUGCGCUCCGUCAGCACCCGCGUGCUCAAGCGGUUCCCCACCAUGGAGCACGUGGUGGACGCAGGUUUCAUGUCCCAGGAAGAGAGGAAAAAGUUUGAGAGCCUGAAAUCAGACUUCAAUAAGUACUGGGUCCCCUGCGUCUGGUUCACCAACCUGGCGGCCCAGGCCCGGAGGGAUGGGCGAAUCCGUGAUGACAUUGCACUCUGCCUGCUCUUGGAAGAGCUGAACAAGUACCGGGCCAAGUGCAGCAUGCUCUUCCACUAUGACUGGAUCAGCAUCCCUCUUGUCUACACCCAAGUGGUGACCAUAGCAGUAUACUCCUUCUUUGGCCUCUCCCUGGUUGGCCGCCAGUUUGUGGAGCCAGAGGCAGGGGCUGCCAAAUCUCGGGAGCCUCUGGAGCCUGGGCCAGCUCUGGGGGACCUGGACAUGUACGUGCCUCUCACCACUCUGCUACAGUUCUUCUUCUAUGCUGGCUGGCUCAAGGUAGCAGAACAGAUCAUCAAUCCCUUCGGUGAGGAUGACGACGACUUCGAAACCAACCAGCUCAUAGACCGCAACUUGCAGGCGAGCCGGGGUCCGGGGCAGCUCGCUGGGCUCUCCCUCCUUGCCAGCUCUCAGCCUGGGGAUGCAGAAGAGAGGGGGACCCUUGUGACCCGCUCCCUGCCGCAGGUGUCCCUGCUGUCCGUGGACGACAUGUACCAGAACCUGCCUCCGGCGGAGAAGGACCAGUACUGGGACGAGGACUCAGCACUACCGCCCUACACUGUGGCCACGGUGGCGGAGUCGCUGCGGCCUUCCUUCCUGGGCUCCACUUUCAAUCUGCGCAUGAGCGACGACCCUGAGCAGAGCCUGCAGGUGGAGGCGUCCCCCGGGCCGGCCCGGCCGGUGACCGCCGCACAGACGCCGCUGCUCGGCCGCUUCCUGGGCGCAGGGGCGCCUUCGCCCGCCGUCAGCCUCCGGAACUUCGGCCGCGUCCGGGGAGCCCCCUGGACGCCUCAUCUGCUGCGCUUCCGGGCCGAGGACGGCGGCGACCUGGAGACCGCGGACCGUAUCGAAGAGGAGGCGUCGGGGUCGGGGGACGAGGCCCAGGAGCCCUGAGCCGAGGCCGCGGGCCGGCCGCCCAGGCCCCUCCCCGCAGGCCCGCCUCGGCCCACUUCGCCGGCCGUUCGGAGCCAGUAGAGGUGCCUUCCUGUGCGCUGAGCCGGAGCAUGUAGGCUCGGCCCUUGCGUGGACAGAAGGGCCUGAACCAGGGCUGGGAAGCACCCACUUUGCCUCGGGGCGGCGGUGGGUAGGGAGGUGAAGCUAAGGCGCGAGGGGCGAGGCCGCGGAGGACUGGAACCCAGGCGCAGUUAAUUUCCUCCGCGAUGAGGGGACUGGCCAGUUCGUACACUUGGGGGGCGCACCCGCAUCACUCAAGGGCUGGUUAUUUUGGGUACCACUCCCAGCGUUUCCAAUUCCUUAGAUGUAGGAUAGAGGUCAAUAACUUGCGUUUCUAAGUUUCCAGACGCUGCUGCCGGUCCAGGCAUCACAAUUUGAGACCUACAUUAAAAGGGCCCCUUGCGGCGCAGCAGAAACGAAUCCGACUAGAAACCAUGAGUUUGCGGGUUCAAUCAGUGGGGUUAAGGAUCCCACGUUGCUGUGAGCUGUGGUGAGAGUAGCAGAUGUUGCUGUGGCUGUGUAGGCCAGUAGCUAUAGCUCUGACUGGACCCCUAGCCUGGGAACCUCCAUGGGCCCCAGGUGCGGCCCUAAAAAGCAAAAUAAAGUUUAGAGUACUAUCUUAUUCUGAUUACCUCACGCUAAAGAGGAGUCAGUGUGCGGGGGACUUAUGCUUUUAUCUGUCGUGCUCAAUUCUUUGUUUACAAUGAGAACAUAUUCGUUUACCACUUCUGCAAAUGAAAUUGCUUAAAACUGAAUUGGCGGGA
This is a messenger RNA of Sus scrofa (pig), 4143 nucleotides long. NCBI's taxonomy places the organism in Eukaryota, Metazoa, Chordata, Mammalia, Artiodactyla, Suidae. The record is from RefSeq and is a predicted model, not a curated record.